Molecule: messenger RNA, 792 nt
Organism: Cucumis sativus (cucumber)
Lineage: Eukaryota; Viridiplantae; Streptophyta; Magnoliopsida; Cucurbitales; Cucurbitaceae
Product: heavy metal-associated isoprenylated plant protein 21
Exons: 3
Coding region: 2-505 (167 amino acids)
Molecular function (GO): metal ion binding
Source: RefSeq, a predicted model, not a curated record
AAUGCUUCAUCUCUCUUUUAUUUAUUUCUUUGGUUUUUGCUUUGUGGGAAUAAGAAAGAAAGGAGAAGAAAUGGGAGCUCUUGAUUAUUUUUCCAAUUUUUGCAUUGUCACACCAACAAGAACCAAACACAAACCAAUGCAGACAGUUGAGAUCAAAGUGAAGAUGGACUGUGAUGGAUGUGAAAGAAGAGUUAGAAAUGCUGUCACUUCCAUGAAAGGAGUAAAGUCAGUUGAAGUGAUGAGAAAGCAACAUAGAGUGAGGGUUAUUGGUAAUGUUGAUGCAAACAAAGUGCUAAAAAGAGUAAAAAGCACUGGAAAAAGAGCUGAAUUUUGGCCUUACAUUCCUCAACAUCUUGUUCAUCAUCCUUAUGCUUUUGGUGCUUAUGAUAAGAAAGCUCCUUCUGGCUUUGUUAGAAAUGUUGUUCAAGCUUUUCCAACUCCCCAUGAAGAAAACUACGUCUCUUUUUUUAGUGAUGACAACGUUCAUGCUUGUUCCAUCAUGUAGCAAACUUUAAUUUAUGAUCACCUUUUUUCUGUCUCUCUUUCGUGCUUGAUCUCCAUCGAGAUCUCAUGCAAUCCUUUUUGUUGAACGUAACCUUUAGAGUGGAGAUAAAAAAUUUGAAUCACUUUAGUGAGAUCAACUUUAAAGAAAUCAACUCAUAGGGAUUUUGUUAACUGAGUUGAUGAAAUUAAAUCCAUCUUUUUAUCUCUUUAUGUAAAAUUGUUUUUCUAGUGUUCGUGUGUAUGAAAUGAAAUAAUGCGAUUAAUGAAAAAGGUAUUGGUUGUUCAUUA